Patiria miniata (bat star) is the source of this 846-nucleotide messenger RNA. RefSeq names its product retinol dehydrogenase 11-like. The transcript has 5 exons. NCBI's taxonomy places the organism in Eukaryota, Metazoa, Echinodermata, Asteroidea, Valvatida, Asterinidae. Bases 1 to 846 code for a protein of 281 amino acids. The record is from RefSeq and is a predicted model, not a curated record.
AUGCAAAGAAACACAAGCAGCAGUAAUAGCAAAAAUAACAGUGCUCGUGUGAUCAUAGCCUGCCGUGAUCUGCCCAAAGCCGAAGCAGCCGCCUCUGAGAUUCGUACUGCCACGGGUAACAACAAGGUGACGGUACGCAAACUAGACCUGGCUUCUCUUGCCUCGGUGAGAGAGUGCGCCAAGAAGAUCAAGGCAGAGGUGAAAAAGCUGGAUAUACUCAUCAACAAUGCAGGAAUCAUGAUGUGCCCACCGCUGAAGACAGAAGAUGGGUUCGAGAUGCAGCUUGGUGUCAAUCAUCUGGGCCACUUCCUUCUGACCAAUCUCCUGCUGGAUAUCAUCAAAUCCUCCGCCCCUGCUCGCAUCGUCAACGUAUCCUCCCUCGCCCACGACUUCAAUAACGCCAAGAUGUUCUGGGAUGACAUCAACCUGGAGAAGAACUACGACCCGGUGGCGGCCUACGGGCAAAGCAAACUGGCCAACGUUCUCUUCACCGUUGAGCUAGCGAAACGUCUCAAAGGUACUCAGGUGACAGCCAACUCCUUGCAUCCAGGAACUAUCGAGACUGAGCUCACGCGCCACACGCAGAAGGCCAUGAGUCUUCCAUGGAGAAUCUUCUUCAGGAUCAUGUGCUCUCCCAUCGGUAAUUUCUUCCGUAAGACGGCUGUGCAGGGCGCGCAGACCACCAUCCACUUGGCCGUGUCUGAGGAACUGAAGAACACUACUGGCCAGUACUACAGUGAGUGCGUUCCUGCCAAGACCAACAAGCAGUACGUGAACAGCGAGAACGCCCGCCGCUUGUGGGAGAUGAGCGCCGAGAUGGUUGGAUUGGAUAAGAAGGUGGACUAA